CUAAAAUUGCUGUUCAGAUUUUUCAACUGUGUUUUCUCAUGCUUUGUCUUUAGUAAUUGGUAGGGACUAAUUAGUAUCCACUCCAUGUCAAACAACCACCACCCUGUUAGAAAUAUUCCAACUAAACACCAUUUUUAUUGUUUCUUGUUAAGCCAUCAUUUUUAGCUUGUCUUAAUCAUUGCAUGGUGGGGUGUUAUUUUAUUCUGUUGUGUAUAGAUUCUUCAUGGAAUGAGACGUCUGAAAUCUGGUAGCAUAUAUAAUGGGAAGAGGGGCGUAGAUACUCAAUCAAAUUGUGUCGUGAUGAAGGCGUGGGAGGCAACUGUACGCAAGACACAAGCUGCUGCAAAGAGAAGAGCCAAUACCAUUUUUGGUACAACUUAUGUAGCUCAUGCUAGCGACGACGAAAGUGAGGUACCUGCAGAGCCUCAGAGUCAGCCGGUUGGAGAUGUUUAUCAUGCCGAAAGAUUUCUACCUAAUGGUGAUUAUUACACGGGACAAUGGGCUGAAAAUUUUCCUCAUGGCAAUGGGAAAUACUGGUGGACUGAUGGAUGCAUGUAUGUUGGUGAGUGGUGCAGAGGCAAGACUAAUGGGAAAGGUCUUUUCAGCUGGCCUUCAGGGGCUAUAUAUGAAGGGCAAUUUAAGAAUGGAUUUAUGGAUGGUGAAGGUAUUUAUUCGGCCCCCAAUGGGGACAUGUAUAGGGGUAACUGGAUCAUGAAUUUGAAGCAUGGUUAUGGCAAUAAAGAGUACUCCAAUGGGGACACGUACGAGGGUGAUUGGUGUCGUGGGGUGCAGGAAGGCAAGGGGAAGUAUCAGUGGAAGAAUGGGAAUUGUUAUAACGGAGAAUGGAGGAAUGGAAUGAUUUGUGGGAAAGGGAAGUUGCAGUGGGCUAAUGGGAAUUCAUAUGAUGGAAGUUGGGAAGAUAAUUUGCCCAAAGGGAAUGGUACAUUGAAAUGGCCUGAUGGAAGUUUUUAUGUUGGGAAUUGGAAUAAAGAUCCGAAGGAACAAAACGGGAAUUAUUAUCCAUCAGGUUCUUCUAUAGUGGAUGGAAAUGUGGAGUGGGAUCCUCAACAAGUGUACAAUGGGGAUUUGCAGGAAAUUGUGAUUUGUCCUAAUGAGAAAGUUCCGAUUUGGCCAUCUCAGAAGAAGCUGGCUGUUUGGAGGUCUUCUAAGGGUGUGGAUCCAACUGCAAGGCCUCGAAGAAUGUCUGUUGAUGGAAGGCUUGAGGCCACUUCUGAUAGUACAUUUGAUAGAAGUUCCAGAGGGUCCAGAGAAGAUGUUUCCUUGACACUUGAAGAUUUAAGUACAAGAGGCAGUCCUAUAAGGAUCCCAAAAGUUAUCAAAAAACAAGGAGAGACUAUCAGUAAAGGGCAUAAAAAUUACGAGCUCAUGCUUAACUUGCAGCUGGGGAUCAGGCAUUCUGUAGGAAGACCAGGUCCGCCUCCGUCGCUAGAUUUGAAGGCUUCGGCUUUUGAUCCGAAAGAAAAAGUCUGGACAAGGUUCCCCCCUGAGGGAUCGAAGUACACCCCGCCACAUCAGUCCUGUGAAUUUAGAUGGAAAGAUUACUGUCCAUUAGUUUUCAGGACUCUGAGGAAAUUGUUCAAGGUAGAUGCAGCUGAUUAUAUGUUAUCUCUUUGUGGUAAUGAUGCCCUUCGAGAGCUCUCUUCUCCUGGUAAAAGUGGUAGUUUUUUCUACUUGACAAACGACGACCGCUACAUGAUCAAGACAAUGAAAAAAUCAGAAGUAACAGUGCUCUUAAGGAUGUUGUCAGCGUAUUAUAAUCACUUCCGUUCAUACGACAACAGUCUAGUGACCAAGUACUAUGGACUACACUGUGUGAAGUUGAAUGGCCCUGCACAGAGGAAGGUGCGGUUCAUCAUCAUGGGGAAUCUUCUGUGUUCUGAUUACACAAUCCACAGGCGAUUCGACCUCAAGGGCUCGUCCCUGGGUCGUAUGACAGAUAAGCCAGAAUCAGAGAUUGAUGCCAACACAAUCCUUAAGGAUCUUGAUCUCAACUUCUUAUUCCGUCUACAGAAAACCUGGUUACAAGACUUUCGAAGGCAAAUCGAAAAAGAUUGUGAGUUCCUUGAACAGGAGAGGAUUAUGGACUACAGCCUGUUGGUCGGGCUUCACUUCAGAGAACCAGCAAGCGCUGGUGACCUCAUUCCCUCUGGAUCACGAACACCUACUGAGAAUGGGGGCCCGGACUCUGAUUCAGUCUCUCGGCUUUCUAAAGCAGACAUGGAUCAGCUUCUUAUGGACCCUUCAGGGUGGGGUAGUAUCAAACUGGGAGAGCAUAUGCCAGCAAGGGUCGAAAGAACAGAAAGAAGAGAAGAGUUGCAGCUAAUAGGCGAGCCAACAGGAGAGUUUUACGACGUUGUGAUGUUCUUUGGAAUCAUAGACAUUCUCCAAGACUACGACAUCACCAAGAAACUGGAGCAUGCAUACAAGUCCAUUCAGUAUGAUCCAACGUCAAUUUCAGCAGUGGAUCCCAGACAAUAUGCAAAGCGUUUUCGUGAUUUUAUUUUGAGAGUUUUCGCAGAAGAUGAAUGAUAUAGAUUGAGCCACACAUCUUACUGUAUAUUUCAGGAGUUAAGUCAGCACCAGCUACCGAUUUGCCAAGGUGUACAGAGGAGGAUGAGGAUUCUUAGAGCCACCAAGGGUCGGGUCUUUCGAGCCUCUGAAUUUUAACUAAAGUAUAUUCUUUCUUGGUAUAGUCUCCUUAUGAAUAAUAUUCAUUGUAGAUAGAAACUGUAUUUCAUACCGGCCUGAAACCAGUACACCACUUUUACAAGA
Daucus carota subsp. sativus is the source of this 2793-nucleotide messenger RNA. Its product is annotated as phosphatidylinositol 4-phosphate 5-kinase 6. Gene Ontology annotation, biological process: phosphatidylinositol phosphate biosynthetic process. Gene Ontology annotation, cellular component: plasma membrane. Gene Ontology annotation, molecular function: 1-phosphatidylinositol-4-phosphate 5-kinase activity; ATP binding. The transcript is spliced from 8 exons. The record is from RefSeq and is a predicted model, not a curated record. Bases 229 to 2550 code for a protein of 773 amino acids. Lineage: Eukaryota; Viridiplantae; Streptophyta; Magnoliopsida; Apiales; Apiaceae.